Molecule: messenger RNA, 1860 nt
Organism: Chlorella variabilis
Lineage: Eukaryota; Viridiplantae; Chlorophyta; Trebouxiophyceae; Chlorellales; Chlorellaceae
Exons: 9
Coding region: 1-1860 (619 amino acids)
Biological process (GO): transmembrane transport
Cellular component (GO): membrane
Molecular function (GO): ATP hydrolysis activity; ATP binding; ABC-type transporter activity
Source: RefSeq, a predicted model, not a curated record
AUGGCCCCGGUGCCUGCCGCCGCCGUCGGCUUGAGCCUGUCGGAGCUCUGGCAGCUGCUGCAGCAUGACCGGCGCCGGCUGGUUGCGUGCAUCGCCGUCACCUUUGUCUCCGUGGCCACCGCCGUGCUGGUGGCUCCCUCCCUGGGCCGAGUGGUGGACAUCAUCAGCCGCGGCAGCGCCGCCACGCCCCGCGAGCUGGGGCUGGCUGUUGGCCGCCUGGGCGCGGUGUACGUUGUCAGCAACACCUGCCUGGCUGUGGCCCUGUCGCUGGCGCUGGGCGAGGGGUUGGCGCACCGCCUGCGCUGCCGCCUGUUUGGCGCGCUGCUGUCGCGUGACACGCUGUUCUUUGACCAAGUGCGGACGGGCCAGAUGGCUGCCUGGCUGGGCCAGGACGUGGAGGUCCUGCAGAGCACGGUGGCCAAGCUGCUGGGCGCACGCGGCAUCCGCAGCGCCUUUGAGACCAUCGGCAUCAUCAUCGUCCUCUUCACCCUCUCCUGGCCCCUGGCUGUGGUGCUGCUGGUGUCGGCGCCGCUGCUGACGCCCCUCAUCACCCGCCUCUCCGCCUCCAUCGGAGCAGCCUCCAAGGCCUCCCAGGCCGCCGCCGCCAACGUGUCUGCCGCCGCGGACGAGAUCGUGGAGAACAUGCGGGUGGUGAAGCUGUUUGCGCAGCAGCAGCGGGAGCUGCGCCGCUUUGACACGCUGCUCAACGGCGCACACCAGCUGGCGCUCAAGGUGCUGCGCCUGCAGGCGGUGCUGGAUGGGUCAAGCCGCCUGCGCAACACGCUGUGCGUGCUGGCCACGCUGGGCCUGGGUGCCUACAUGGCUCUCCACUCGGCCGUCUCCCUGGGCACCUGCUACAGCUUCUUUGUCUUCAGCUUCAGCUUUGCCUUUUCGCUGGGCAACCUGACCAACACGGUUGGCGACGUGGCGAGGGCGGCGGGCGCCAUCAACCGCGCCAUGCAGGCGAUGCAGCAGGCGCUGGGCACAGACACGCCCGAGGCGGCGGCGGCGCUGCCAGAUGGCUGGCGGGCAGACAUUGAGUUCCGGGGCUGCAAGUUCAGCCACCCUGGCUGGGCGGGAUGGACCUUGCAAGACAUCAGCUUCCGCAUCCCCGCUGGGAAGACCGUGGCACUCGUGGGACCCAGCGGCGAAGGCAAGAGCACCGUGGCCAGCAUGCUGAUGGGGCUGUACAAGCCGGGGCAGGGCGAGAUCCUGGUGGAUGGCAUGCCGCUCAGCCAGCUGGACAUGCAGUGGUGGCGCCGGCAGCUGGGCGUGGUGAUGCAGUCGCCAGGGCUGCUGACGGGGCGCAUCGCCGACAUCAUCCGCUACGCCCGGCCCGAUGCCUCGGACGCAGAGGUGGAGUGGGCUGCUCGCGCGGCGCAGGCCGACGCCUUCAUUGCCGCCCUGCCCCGCGGCUACCAGACCGUCAUCGGCAGCGGGAGCGGCAUGGAGCUGAGCGGCGGGCAGCAGCAGCGGCUGGCCAUUGCCAGGGCGCUGCUGGCGCGUCCACGGGUGCUGAUCUUCGACGAAGCAACGUCGGCGUUGGAUGUGGAGACGGAGCAGGGCGUGACGCAGGCGCUGGAGGCGGCGGGGAAGGGCGUGACCUCCCUCAUCAUUGCGCACCGCCUCAGUACCGUGCGGCGUGCCGACGUAAUUGUGGUGGUGGCCGAGGGCAGGGUGGUGGAGCAGGGCACCCAUGAGGAGCUGAUGCGGCGCCAGGGAGGCUGCUGGACCCUGGCGAACACUGCGGAGAGCAAUGGCCAGGACUUGUGGGAUUUGCCGGCCCCAUCGGUGGCCGCUCCACCCCAGGCGGCCGACGAGGGUGAGCAGCCGAUGGCGCAUGAGCUGGCGGCCGCUUGA